ACAGGCUUGCAAUGCUAUACAGCAGCGCUUUCAGCGACGCCCAAAACAACGAAUUGGCCGCAGCAUAAAUCGGCUCUGGGCCAGGCCUCAGUGGGGCCGAGGCAGCAACGGCGAAAAAUGGCGGAUAAAUCUGAAGCUGCACUGGAUGGCAAAGCUCUACAUUCGUUGCGCGUCGUCGACCUCAGAUCGGCGCUCGAGAAGCGGGGACUACCGAAAAGUGGAAGCAAGAAGGAACUCGUUGAGCGGUUGAAGCUGCAACUUAAGAUAGAGAAACUACACGAGGAGUCUGUGAAGGCUGAAGAUCGGGUGCCCAACCUUGACCUCCAAGAUGAGCUGACUGGACAGAAUGACUUCGUCAGGCAGUACUUGGCGGCACAACAACAAACAUAUGCCAUGCAACUUAAAGAGCGUAGACUGGCCGAAAUGCAGGCCUUCAGCAGUGCACCAGAUCAAGUGGGUGGUGAAGAGGCUGCUGCAGUGCCAGUGGUGCUGAGCCCAGCUGUGGAUGAGAAGAGCAGCCACCAAGGGUCUUGGGAGCGUCCACGCAGAGGCCGCACAUGCCCAUCUUCUAUAGAUCCAGGAGGGAAUGCUAGCCAUUGUCCCUACCAAGGAAAGUUGCCUGUGGGAGCAAAUACUGCAGUGGACACUUGCAGAAGGAGUAGACUUCGCCAGAAGAGGCUAUCUCCUCCAUGUCCUGCCAAGAAAGGGCGCACAAAGUCAGCAGGAGGAGGGGAGCAAGAGCAAAGUUGCCAGCCACAGCCUGAAUUUUCAAGCACUCAAAAUGAGUGCAGCAUGCACGACAUGGUGCAAAGGACUGUACAAUCACCUCGAAAAGGAGCAGUAGCACCUGCUGUUUCUCCCCCACCAAUUGAUGAGCGUAAAGACCACCGAUACCCUUCCAGGAGGAAACGAGAGAAGUCUGUCAGCGAAGAAAUGGUCACUGCUUCACAACCCGGAUGCACAGAAGCCAUCACCAAUGAUGAAAAAGAGGCAUGUGAUGUAGAAGCAUGUCAAGCAACACCAGCUAGCCACCAGGACAAAACAGCUGAGAAAAGUGAAUGUGUGAGAGAGAAACAUGCACGGUUAGAAGAUCCAUCCCCAGCACUUGUGACUGCACACAGAAGCACACGAAAGAAAAACAAAAGGAAAUCAUUAACGACCAUGGGCACAAAUGCUGAAUCUAGCCCAUUAGAGUUGAGCCAGCAAACGUUACCACAGCAUUUACCAGAGGCUGAUCAGUCGAACAUCGAAAGAACAAGCUACCCCAUCCAAUGCUCUGUAGUAGAUGGAAGCAAAAAAAGGGGAAAGCCAUUGCGGAUGCUCAUAACAAGGACUGGCACAACAAAGAGUGUCAUCUCUUGCAACCGUGUAAAUAUGCGAUGUGAACCAUUACCUGAAAAUGCUGCUGCAUGCCAUUUGAACACUUCAUCUACUCAAGUGCCUUGUAAUGUGCUACCAAGUGAACCAGCACUUAACUCAUCUGCCUUAAAGGAUUCCCAACCAGACACACAAGAUACCCAAAGCCCAAGCCGUUUGUUAGAAGUCCAAGUUGGAGAUGACCUUCAUGAGACGUUGAACAAAUUACACAUAACAGAGGCGGAAAGUAGGAAAAAAACAACGGAGACAGAUAGUGCGAAGGAAAGUCUAAGCUCAGUACAAUGUGACACAAUACCAGUGUGUGCAACACCUGAAAGGAGUGCACCAAGUUUGGUGGAACAAGAGCGGAAAGAAGACUUAAAUAAGGACUCUGUUACGAGGAAUUGUGAUGCAAACACUGUGGAAAAUACACCAUCAGAAAACAAGAAUUUUCAGCCAGCAGCAGCUGCAAUUGUUAAAGAUGUGGAACAGAAAGCACUAGAACAAGAUCUGAAUGCUUCUUCAACAUCUCCUGCUGAACACAAUACCCCUAGCACAAGUAGCAUGGCAGCAGGUGCAUCUAGCAGCCCCACAAGACCAUCUGUGCGUAGACCGCUGACGCUAGAAGAAAUGACAAGUGCUGUUGAAUCCAUUCUUCAAACAACAGAGCAAACACUGGCCCUGAAUGAACAGUGUCAAGACAUGCCUGACACUCAUGCCAACCUCAUUGAUGAAAAAGAACUUGACAAUGCUACUGACAGCCUUUUAAAAGAGAUGAGUGUUCAUAACGAAGAGAACUUGCAGCUCACCACCUCUUGCCUGUCAGCACAGCAGGACAAAAUAGAUGAAUUCUCAACAUCAACAACUUUACAUAAGAAUUACAUUCCCAGUGAUGACAAGAGAGGCUGUGGAACAGAGGAAGUCAGUGUAAAAUGUGCUACUGAGUCACCUUAUAAUAUUGUAUUGUCGCAGAGCGAACCAGCCAUGUUUGAAACACAGAGCAGCAUUUCACAAAAUGAAGAGCUUAUCUGCACUACUAUAUUGCCUACAGAUGCUACAGGAAUACUAUCAGGAGCAUCCCUUACUGAAGGAAAGGUACUGGAUGAAGGAGCACAACCAAGCACACCUAACAGUUCUAGUUCACCCCAAUGCUUUGAUGCUGUAGGGUUAGAUACAAUUGUUACAGAAACCAAACCCUGUACAACUGUAGAGAAUGACAAGCACCAGCAAAAAAUAUCUCAACAGAGCACUUCAACUGCAAUCAGCACUUCACCUCCAACAGAAUGCUUAGAAGACAUGGAUACUCAAAGACCAGAUGAGCAUACAAGAUCGACAAUCACAGAAGCUUCAAAAAAUGACAGUACACGGGAGCCACUGAACAGUGAACCUUCACAACUUCUCAAUUCUAAAAUUCCUGUGCAAGUGCUUGAGAAUGACCAAAGCAUAAAGACAGACCAUGUAGUGCAAGAAAUGGGCGAUAAAAGUUCACUCCAGGAGACUUCCUUUUAUCAAGAAACUUUUCAACCUUUACAUAAAACACAAGCUAAAGAUGAUGGCCAGAAAGCUCUGGCAAGCCACAAAUCUUCAGGUUGCCUUCAUUCUGCUUGUGAAGACAAAGAUGUACCAGGCAGUCUUGAGUGUGUGCCACCUCUUGAAACAACAUUGAAACAAAGUGCAGGUGUAGAACUGUGCAGCAACUUAACAUCACUGGAUAUAUUAGAUGACACACAGAAGCUGCAUGCAGACGUUUCAGAAAAAGGUGCGUCACCAGAAAAGCAACUUAACACUCCAGACUUCAGUCUGUCUGAAACAACCUUGGAAACAAUUUCUUGUUCUGGUGAUAAGGCAUCAAAAUCAGCAGACACAGUAGAAACAUCUCUGCCAGAAGUAGAACCAUGCAAAGAACAGCGGAUCAUAAAUACACUGGAAGUGCUCCCAUGCUCCCGUGGUAGUGAUAACACAUCCAUGAUAAAAAGCCGAAGUGGUACACUUUAUACCACAGAACAUGAGGAAAGCAAGAAAAUGGAUACUUCUGGUUUUCUUCCAAAGUUGCUUUCAUCAAACUCAGAAGAAAGUGCUGAUAAUAGCAAGCAACUUGACCUGUCCAGUACGUCUCUGGGUGCUGAUACACCAGUAAUGCUUUCAUCAAACAGGGAUGCAGGAAUGCAGCAGGAAUCAGAUAACAGAUGCUCCAGCUAUUUCCUUGAAGAGCAAUCAAUAAGGGGAUCAGGCUCAAAUGAGGGUCUUCAAAAUGAAGGAACAAAAACUAAAGCAACAGCAGGUGCUCUUUCAACAGUUCCCAAUGAAGAAAAGGAACCAGCAGAAGAAACCACAACUGACAGCCUGAAAACACAGGAAUGUACAGAAAACACAAUGCAUGAAAUUAAUGAGAAAGCAGCAGUGGUCACAGGAGAUGCAGGAUGUACAAUCUCCAACAAUGGGAACACUGAUGAGCCCCCUGAGCGAAAAAAAGACGUGCUUCACUUUCCACAAGAUGAAGUACCACAAGAGAUGUCUGUUCAAUGCUAUACUUCACCAGUGGAUGAACCUGGAGACAAAGACACUAUGUCAACAUAUACAACUAACCAAGAUUCUAAUCUUACCAGCUGCAUAUUGCCUAUGCCUCAAGACAGGUACAACUCAGAAGCACUUCCAGAUUUUUCACUUGAAGAAGCAACCAGUGUGAAUUUAGACAACUCUAAUGAUGCUAUGAAUCCAAGGGUUUCAGACAGUUCAGUCACAAGUUCAGUGCCAUUGUCAGUGGCUUCUGAGAGUUCAUCAGGCAGCUUGGCUAAAGCACACAAGCAAAAUGAAGAGGCUCAAGCUGUAAGCACAGUACCCUGCAGCUUAGGUGCCGGCUUCACAGUGACCCAGCAGCAGCACCAACAGCACCAAGAUGCCUCAAGUUUAAGGAGCUGUGACUCGACAACAGAGUCUUGUAAUGCUUUACAGCAUUCACCAGCACUGUCAGUCAAAGAGUGUGCAGCAAGAUGCCCUGAUGCUAACUCAGCUAUCAGUUUGUCAGCAAAAGGGCAAUGUUAUGAUGGAUCUGUUCUAGCACCUGAGAGUACAAUCGUAGAGUGUGGUAUGCUUCAUCACUCUAGUUCUCCCAACACUCCGAAUGUAAUGGGACCAGUGCAACCAAAUUCAUCAACAGGCAUUCAAGACACAAAGGAAAUGCCUGCUUUCAUUAUACCAUGUUCCAAUACCCAUAAACCUAGUGCAAUUUGUCAGUUCUCCAGGCCGCAUGAAAAUGAUGACAUUCCAAGCAAGCCCAUGCAAGGUGAUCAACAAAUGCAAGCAACUCACGACGGAAGAGCUGCACGAAAAGAAGUAAAAAAUGACACUUCUGUUUCCGGAGAAAUUAUGGACAGCAGUGAUGCCAUGAAAUCAAGAUCACCUGUAGGUUGUGCAUGUGAUGAUUUAAACCCUGCAGAAAGGAAACUUGAAAACAAAGAUAAUUUUGAUAAUUCCGGAGUGUCGCCUGCGUGCUCUGAGGAAGCAAACUUGGCCAUCACUGGAGAACUGUUUGUCACUACUGCAGAAACUAAAGCAGACAUUAAAAAUGCUGCAGCAGAGCACAAACAGAGUGCCACGACAACACAUGAGGUUUCCAGUGAACUGGAAAAUACUGAUAAAAUAGAAGUGACCGACUGCACAUGCACGAAAUCACCAGCUAAGAUUUUGUUGCAAGAACAUGAAAGUCUGGAUGAAAGAAAGAAUGAAGCACUGGCAACUAACACCCAAAUGAUCAUACUUCACAGCAAUAGGGCGAAUGCAACACGUGAAGAACUGUUAUUGGACAAAAAUGAUACUUUUCAAAAGGAAAAAUGCAGCACACACAAUAAUCAAUAUAAACAAGAAGUGGGAGCCAACCUUCACCUGUGUGGCACAUCACCUAAACAUCCACCUUCCGCUAUGUCUGUGAUAAUAAAUGCACAUGUGGUACAUGAAGCAAGUGCAGCUUCUCGAGACUUUUCAGAGGAAUCCACAAACAUCUCAUUUCCUGAGCACUCGGAAGAACUUGGCACUGACGCCAUACAUGAACGAGAACCUGUAGAAGAAUUUGAAAGUUUCAAGUUUGGUGGGCUCCAUGAUGUGGGCAUUGAAGAACAUAGUAACAACACACUGAAUGUCACUGGGUCCACCAACAUAUCAGUAAAGGCCAGAAAUACAAUUCACAAAGGUGCUGAAACAAGCUGCGAUCCUCACAGCAGCACAUUAAGAAAUGAAAAUUCUCCAGAACAUUCAAAUUUAUCAUCUGUUGUCCCAGAGGAUGGCAUAAGGUCUCAAAAUGUUGAAACAACAGUGACUUCAGCAAUUAUGGAGCAGGCGAAUGUGAAGGGCAACGAUGACAGCAGUGCUUUUUAUUCUCCAAGUGAGGCAUGUUUCACUGGGCUGAAUGCAACUCCUGAACCAAGCAAUAUAGAACCCACCUUAACGGGACACAAAGAAAUGUACGCCAAAAGGACGGGUAGCGAAUUUGCACAUAGCCCCACUGACCUCAGUCGAAGCACAACACAAGUGGAAUAUUCAACUGCAGCACAUGCAGUUUCGCAUAUCUCUGGCGCUGAACGCACUGUUAACUUAGCAGACAUGGAUACUUCCGAUAGCGAUCAAGCGGUGGAAAAGCAUACGCUUAGUUUUUCCACAAAUGCCGAGCAUCUCAGUAGGCCUGUAGAAAUUGUGAAUAGCUCGUCGAACUUUGCCGUUAAGGAUGAGUUAGUGUUGGGAUUCACUGCUGGAAAUCUGCAGCACUGCGCACCUUUACUUGUUGAAGAUAUUCCAAAGGACUUGGAAGGCCAAGACAAAGAACAUACUUUUAGUAGUCCGUCCAACUGUGCUAAAGGAAACGAUAACAGCGCAAUUUAUGACAGCAAAGGAACAAAAGAAGAUUCAAUGCAAAUGGAAGCAACUAUGUGCACCGAGCAACACGGCGCAGAUCUCAUAAGGUCGCCAGGAGCAGAUGGCAUGGACAUUGAUGUUGCAACAGGUUCGAUGGAAUUUCCAAGCUGUUCCAAGUCCCAUGCGGACACUGCGGCGUCGAACAGUUGCGGUGCACACAGUUUCAAUAUCGCGGCUUCUCCGAAACGCAACGUCGAGUGGCAGUGUUCGGUCAGCUGCACCAACUCUCAGCUACAUGAAGCGUGUGAUCCCCUCCCACAGAACUGCGGCAAGUCCGACGCUAGCGCCGGUCUUCAAGACAAAACACGGGAGACAGGGAGAAAUGUUCUAGGCCGUGUUGACACUAGUGAUAGCAGUGAGGACACCAGCUGUUCUGAAAGUGAAGAACACGAAAUGGCACGCCUACGAGGCCGAGGGGUGCGCAAGCAGGUGCCUGCUCGAGCCACUAAGGAGUCAUCAGAAGCAUCCUCUGAUGGAGAGGGCAGCGAGGCUGGAAACCGGCGACUGCGGAAUGGCCGCCGUGCAACGCCGGAGGAACCUCAGGCGAUGCGGCGAUCAUCGCGCAACCGCAAGGCGGCUACAGAGGAAAGCCCCAAGGAAGACUCUGAUGCAGCCACUGAACCUGAGAGCACACCGGGGAGCCCACAACUGGAGGAAGGCCAAGUGCUGAGUCCCGUGAAUGAAGAGGAGGAGCAGAAGCCUGUGGGUAAGAAGGCAUCUGAGGGUAGUUCAAGCUCAUCAUCAUCAGAGUCGUCGGAUACAUCGGAUGGGGAGGAGGAACCAGUGGGUCGGAGGGGCCUCAAGGGGGUGCUGGCGUCGCCCCCAGGGCGACACCAGGCACCCUCUGAAGGGCCCCGUUCACCCCCGAACAGCGAGCCAGCUCAGGAGGAGGACGUGAAAAGCCAGGAGGAGCCAGCUGAAGUGAAGACUGUUGAGCCUGACCAGCGUCCACUGCAAGAGGAGAGGCCAGCCAAAGAAAGCGUUCCUGAAGAUGUAGAAAUGAAGGAUGAUGACGAGAGCCAGCCAGCUUCUGGGGCAUCACCACCCAAGUUCAAAACCAGGAGGCUGUCGACAGCAGCAUUGAAAAAAGAUUCUGAAGAUAAGGAGGAGCGACCACAGCGGAAGCGCAGAUGGGGCUCUACGAAUGUUGUCCUUGGUCCUUCCGUGAGCAUUUCUACUGCGGCAUUGAAGGACCUGAUACCCGAUAUUGAAGAGCCACUAUCCAAGCCCAAAGAGCUUGAAGAGGAGCAUGUCACUGCAUCUGUUGGAGAGUCACCAGUCACAGAGCAGGAGGAAGCUUCUGACGAGCCACCAGCUAAACUAAAGGUUGUAGAUGAUGAACCUACUAGUGAAGAAAUGCCACCCUGCAGUGACAACACAGAAAAAGAUCAGGAAAAGGGGGAAGAUGGAGAGCCUAGUCACGGUGAAAAGUCUACAAAGGGUGACAGGAUUGACAAGGCUUCAAGAGAUGAGAAACCUAAUGAUGAUAGGCUUCCAAGGAGUGAACGCUUCUCUCGAGAUGAAAAGGAGAAGCACUCUGGCAGGGAUGAGAAGACAAACAAAGCUGAAAAACCUCCGAGAGAAGUUAGUAGAGAUGAUAAGCAUGGAAGGCAUGAAGCAAGCACAAAGGAAACAAAAGGGGCCAGAGAAAGGGUGUCGCCAAUUACAGCACCAACUGCUGAGCGCAAGGCCCUCCAUGUGAUCUCAGACAGAGCACCCUUGUCUAAAAGGCCUGCAGCAGGCAAGGACGAAGCUGGCCAGCGCAAGUUGGCAAGCCCACCAAGAAACCCAAAGAGCCGCAUUUUGUUUGUGCGCAACCUUGUGCGGCCUUUUACGUUGAAUCAGCUGAAACAGUUGCUUCAAGAAUUUGGAGAUACCGUUGACUCUGAGUUCUGGAUUGACAAGAUCAAGUCCAAAUGUUUUGUAACUUAUGUAUCGGAGGAAGAUGCUGUCAAAGCCAGAGAAGCAUUACAUAACUUGCGAUGGCCACUCUGCAAUCCAAAAAUACUACACGUGGAUUUCUCAUCACCUGAAGAGAUGGAACGUCAGAAGGAGCCUCCUACACCACCACCACCUAGGCCAGUAGCUGUUACAGAGCGGACUGUGCCAGCAUUUCAGCGAACUGUAGAGGUGGACACCCGUAUGCCAACUGGACGCGAAGUUUUGCGGGACCCACGAGAGGUUUUGCGAGACCCUAGGGAACCCCGGGAAAUUAAGGACCCCCGAGAACCUAAGGAUCCUCGUGAGGCUCGGGGCACUGUCUCAGGCCCCCCAGCACGCCCAGACAGGAAUCUGAUGGCUGAAAGACAGGCAGUAAACAGGCGGCCUGCUUUGCCAGUGCGCGAGUGGGACCGGGACAAACUGCGUCAGGAGACGCCACCUCCACCACCUGCUGAGCGGGCACCUGCCCAGUCUCGGAACAGGGCCACUUCUCCACCAGACAAGCGAGAGCGUCGAGACAAGAAAGUGGCAAAGCGCAAAUCAGAAGAAGAUACACCAGCCAAAUUGCUGGAUGAUUUGUUCCGUAAAACGAAGGCAAGUCCUUGUAUCUACUGGCUGCCUCUUACUGAGGAACAGAUAGCACGGAAAGAAGAGGAGCGAAAGCAACGGCGACAGGAGAGGGAACGCAGGCGACAGCAGCAGCAACUACAGGAAGAGGAAGAGCGCCGUAAGCGAGCUCUUGCACGUGACAUGGCUGCCAAGACAAAGCAGGAGUCCAAGCGCAGUGGCAGCCGUAGUCCUGUGCGGCGGCGUUAAAGAAUCCUAUGCUCCCAGUGGGCUUCAGAAACCAAUAGGGUUGUUCUGGGAGUCCCAUGUGGGGAGACAAGCUGGCCUCUCAGCAUCGACUUCUCUGCCCUAUCAGCCCGGCACCAGCGCGGGCAAGGUAGUAAAGCUUUCUUGCGGCCCCUGAUAUUUCCCAAGCCCUUCUCCAUAUUCCUUUUAGUACCUUUGUCCCUCUGGUCAUAAAUAGUAGGCCUUUCAUUGCUGUGAUUUUUGUAAUGGUGGUUGUUUUAAUUAUUUUUUUUUCUUGCCCUACUUAGUGUUUAUUUUAAUCUUUUUUUUUUUACCUUUUGUUUGGAAGGUGACACAUGUGGGCUCAUGCUGAGUUGUGGCUAGUUUAGUGUGCCUUACUAGCAGAUAAGGAAGGUAAGUAUGGCUAGUAGCAGGAAUGUCUGUAAACCAGAGGGACUAACUUCUUCGACCCCUUUACCCCUUUCCACACCUCCCUCCACCUUGACUUUUGAGCUGCUCCGAAGGAUUCAAGCAUUAGAGCCAAACAGCAGCAGCAGCAGCUAGGACAAGUGGGGGCACACAUCACAACAUGGCAGUGUCUUCUUGCAGAUAAAUGGGGAGAGGGCCCUUGGUCGGACUGCUUGCGUGCGGGACCCUAGUUAGCUGCCAGCAAAACUUCCCCAGGGGUCGAUGGGCCCAGGCAGGAACACGUCGCAGCAUGCACCACAAUGCCUCAAAUUGUCUCCUGAAAAACCAAAAAACAAA
Rhipicephalus sanguineus (brown dog tick) is the source of this 9759-nucleotide messenger RNA. It is a transcript of the gene Acn, whose product is annotated as apoptotic chromatin condensation inducer in the nucleus. NCBI's taxonomy places the organism in Eukaryota, Metazoa, Arthropoda, Arachnida, Ixodida, Ixodidae. The record is from RefSeq and is a predicted model, not a curated record. Bases 118 to 9018 code for a protein of 2966 amino acids. Gene Ontology annotation, molecular function: RNA binding. The transcript has 16 exons.